GACCAGUCGUAGGGGUCGGGAGGCUGGAUCAUCAAGUUAGGGUGAGCAGGAGACUUGAGGCCAGAAGUGGAGAUUUUUAUUAAAUUGUGGCGUGGAGGUCAGAAAUAAAACUGUAAAAUUCACAUUGUGCGGGCCCGACUGGUAAUCGCGGAGAAUGUCUCACAUGUCAUAUAAUGGAGGGGCUGUCAUGGCCAUGAGGGGUAAGGAUUGUGUGGCCAUAGCUGCUGACAGGCGGUUUGGAAUUCAGGCACAGAUGGUGACGACUGACUUCCAGAAAAUCUUUCCAAUGGGCGAGAGGUUGUAUAUUGGACUGGCUGGUCUCGGCACAGAUGUACAGACUGUUUCACAGCGUCUCAAAUUCAGGUUGAACCUCUAUGAACUAAAAGAAGGCAGGCAGAUCAAACCAAAAACAUUUAUGAGCAUGGUUUCCAAUCUCCUUUACGAACGACGAUUUGGUCCAUAUUACGUUGAGCCAGUAAUUGCAGGACUUGAUCCAAAGACGUAUCGACCGUUUAUCUGUUCGCUCGACUUAAUUGGCUGCCCAAUGGAGACUGAAGAUUUUGUGGUCAGUGGAACAUGCGCAGAACAAAUGUAUGGCAUGUGCGAGUCCCUGUGGGAACCAGACAUGGAACCAGAAGACCUGUUUGAAACUAUUUCUCAGGCGAUGCUGAAUGCAGUGGAUAGAGAUGCUGUGUCUGGGAUGGGUGUCAUUGUGCACAUCAUUGAAAAGGACAAGAUUACCACCAGAACACUGAAGGCUCGCAUGGAUUAAAAACUUCUAUGUAAACUUUGCAAUAUAACCUUUUUUUUUAAAAACGUGGAAUUUCCCCUUCCUCUGUUCUGAAUCACCUAGAAUAUCACGUGAGAGUCAGUUGAAACCAGAUAACUUGAACUGUAAAUCUUUCGUAUUCUAUCUGGUCACUGAAUAUUCUGUUUAUAAGAGAGGAAUGUAACUUAAAUAAAUUAGCUCUACAAGCAAAGAGAA
Messenger RNA from Pristis pectinata (smalltooth sawfish), 985 nucleotides. It is a transcript of the gene psmb3, whose product is annotated as proteasome 20S subunit beta 3. Gene Ontology annotation, biological process: proteasome-mediated ubiquitin-dependent protein catabolic process. The record is from RefSeq and is a predicted model, not a curated record. Lineage: Eukaryota; Metazoa; Chordata; Chondrichthyes; Rhinopristiformes; Pristidae. The transcript has 6 exons. The coding region runs from base 155 to 772 and encodes 205 amino acids. Gene Ontology annotation, cellular component: proteasome core complex, beta-subunit complex; proteasome core complex.